Messenger RNA from Bursaphelenchus okinawaensis, 2768 nucleotides. The record is from the annotation of a GenBank genome assembly. NCBI's taxonomy places the organism in Eukaryota, Metazoa, Nematoda, Chromadorea, Rhabditida, Aphelenchoididae.
AUGAUACCAAAAUAUAACUACAAUUAUGCGGCUGACAACGAGUUUGAGCACUGGACUCGAAAUGCAGAUUUUAAUCGCCCGCCGCCACCUGCCCAACGAUUGCCACCGUUAAUACGAACUCAGUACGUUGAUGAGGACAUGGAGUUGCAGGCUCUCACUGUAAGCGUUAAUUAAUUAUUAUAGACAGCUGACCGAAGUGUCGGAUAUAUUACGAAGGAGAUUGAUGAUAGGGCCGUUCGUCUGCUAGCACUCGGCUUCUAAUACUGGGUUUAUUGGUAUGAAUUGCCAAACGCGCUAUUUUGGUUUGUUUUUGGCGGUUUUAAAGACACCUUUUGAGUAUUGGUUUAUAUUGUUAUGUUUUAAUUAUUUUUUUUUAUUUCAGAAUUUUCAACAUCCCUAUUCGGGUAACUAUUGGCAUCAAGGUACAGCACCAACACAUCAUCAACCAACGGUUAUUAAUGGCUGGCAAUCAGCAGCUACACAUCCUGGAUCUACUUUAUUGCAGCCUCCCAACCCAUCAAGCAGUUCAACCGAGGUAAGUCUAAUUUUUUAGAAAUAAUGUAUUGAAUUAAAUAUCAUAUUGUUAAUUUAAUUUUAUGCCAACAUUAUCGUCUUUGGUAUUCGCGAUAAAUUUUAUCAAUUUUGUAAUAUAAUGUAAAAAAAGUAUUUAAAUUUUAGUAUGUUAAUAUGAAUAACAAUAAUAACACGUUGAAUACCUUAAAUACACUGAAUACGAUGAACACAUUAAAUACUGCUACCAUUCGGUCGCGCGAAAGUUCUCACGACUUUGGUCGUUCAAAUUCGAAGGUCCAUUUAGUUGCACCCGAAUACGCUCUUACUGAUGGUCGAUUUCGGUCUGAAUCUCCGCAAAAAGUGCCACAAGAUAAUUACUGUACGUUUGAUGCAUAAAAAAUUGUUACUAAAAAAUGUAAAGUUGAUUAGUUCUUUCUUUAGUUUUUUACAAGUUUUGAAAUUUUAAACUAAUUUACCCGAAACCUACACUUUAUGACCAUUUUAACCAAAUUUUAUUUUUGCAGUAGGUAUACUGUAACCUUAAGUAAGGUGACCCAUUUUUAGGGGGGACCAGAGACCUAUUCAGGGGUGACCUAUUCCUUUGGGUGACCUAUCCCCGGGGGACAAAACAUAAUAUAAAAAACAAAGCACGGUAUUUUUCGUACAAUAGUGAUUUUGUUUUAGCCCACAGAUCUCGUUCCAAAUCUCCCAAAAAGAAGACCCAACAAAAAGCUCCAAUUUCGUUCAAGCAAACUUUUGAUUAUCUUCAUUCCCAAUGCCGAUUAGAAGGCUGUUCUGCGUCUAUUAUUGUUGACGUAAGCUUUUUAAUAUUAUUUUAUAUCUUUCAAAGUCUGCACACCGUUUUGUGUCUUUUUGAGUGUUGCAAAAAAAUUAUUAUACUUUUCUUCUAAACUUAAGGGUCUUCAAAACACUAAAAAUCAAGUAUAAACUUCUCGAAAGGUGCUUUUAAUUGAAGAGACAACGUCAAAAAUGACACCUGUCAUCUUAAACUUCUUUUCAAAUAUGUAAUUGUUUGUUACAAUUUUUUUCGUGUACCUUUUAACACAACGCCUUACUUAUUUUUGGAUCAAAAUGUAUUUAUAAAUUAUUUUUCAUUUGAAUAUUACUUUCAGGAUGUACGUUUUCUAGUAUGUAAGCAUCAGUUGGCUCAUGUUAGCGAAUUUUUUCGAACUUUAUUUUUAAAUAACCGUGCACUUACUCAAAAUGGAGUCAAACAGUUGUCAAAUAACGAAUACACAAUCGUUGUGUCAAGUUUAAAACACCCACCUCAAUAUGUUCAAUUUCAAUGGUUUAUUGAAUGCACUGUGCCUGGGCCGGUACUCAAGGAUAUGACUGGUCCGUCAAACUUUUUCAUUUUUCAGAUUCAGGUUUUGGCCUUUUAAAAAUUUAAGUUCAUGUCUAUAUCUUUAAAAAUUAUGUUUUUAGAUGAUGUUCUAGAAACCUGUAUGAGACUUUCUAAGCGUUUUACGGCUAAAGGUCUUGAAGUACGAUGUGCCCGGUACAUUCGAGAAAAUGCAAGUUAUUUAUUUACACAUAUGUUGAAACUGCUUUUUAAAAUAUGGGACAAUUUUAACACAAUUUUGUAGGUGGAAAGAAAAGCGCCGAUGACAGCAUUGUGUUGGCUUAAUUGGGCAUUGAAACACAGAUUUGAAAAAUUUGUACAGGAGUCUUGUAUGUUAGUGGCUGCUCGCUUAUCACUAAACAGUUUGGAAAAACAUAGAAACAUGGUAACAGAGAAGAUAUUCGCUGAUAUAUUGGCUUCAAAACUUCGAGUUUGCUUUAAACAGGUACAAAAAGGAUUUUGAAAACCCAUUAAAAGCACAUUUAUAUUCUUUCGUAAAAUUAAAAUUAUAGAAGAAUAUUUUUAGAGUGCAAACGUAUUUCACACCAUUCACAAAAUGGAUCAUUUCCAUGUUGAAGUAGAAAAGUGCCCUCGAUGUUCUCGUCAACGUGAACAAGGUCGGAUACGCCUACUAGCAAAUCCUUGCCAAAAAUUAAUUGGCUGUGAAAGGUGCCUAAAAGACCUCGGUUGUGAAAUUGAGCGCAAAUCACAGAAUGAACUUCAAGCCUUUUACCAAUGCGACCACGGUCUUCUGUCUUUCAGUGACGAAACCGAAGACUGUCAGUGCCAGCAAAAACUGUAUCGACGAAAAGUCGAAAACAUAUCACAGCCCCCGUCAGAGCAAACAGAAUUUGACGGCGAAGCUGCGUCGCUUCAAAUGAAUUGUUCGUAA